This is a messenger RNA of Cynara cardunculus var. scolymus (artichoke), 2011 nucleotides long. Its product is annotated as zinc finger MYM-type protein 1-like. Bases 157 to 1926 code for a protein of 589 amino acids. Lineage: Eukaryota; Viridiplantae; Streptophyta; Magnoliopsida; Asterales; Asteraceae. The record is from RefSeq and is a predicted model, not a curated record. The transcript has 3 exons.
UCGCUACUCAGACCCCACGCCCCUGCUGCUCAGUGCUCAUCCGCAGGCAGGCCCCUUUAAGGGCAAGUAAAGUUAUUUAGCUCUGUCGUGCCCCUGACUCUUGGCUGAUGGCGAAUCCCUGACUGACAGCCCUCCUUCAACGACAAUUUCAGAAUAAUGAAAAGAUUUCUGAAAAGGAAAGUAUCAACAUCCGAACCCGAUGGUGGUGGUAUUGGUGGAGAAUCUUCAAAUGGAAAUGUCUCUCAUAAUAAUCCUGAACCUAGCUCUACUCCUUCCAUGGCUAGGGAAGUUGAUAUGAAUGAUCUUUCUUGGGAUAUUGUUCCAACUAUUCAGAAAGAUAUUGUUCAUUGCUUUGCACAAGAAGUACUCAAAGCCAUUUCUGAAGAAAUUAGUGAUGAUGUUUUUGCAUUGUUAGUUGAUGGGUCUAAUGCCAUACCUAAGAGGAAACAAAUGGUUGUGGUUUUGCGAUAUGUUACAUGCGGGAUUGUUAAAGAAAGAUUUAUUGGUUUUGUUCAUGUGAUGGAGACAGAUGCUUUAUCUCUUAAAUCUGCCAUUGAAUCUUUAUUUGUUGAAUAUGGAUUGAGUUUGAAAAAGGUUAGAGGCCAAAGUUACAAUGGAGCAAGCAAUAUGCAUGUUGGGUUCAAUGGUAUGAAAACUUUAGUCAAGAGAGAAAACAACUUAGCAUAUUACGUUCAUUGUUUUGCUCACCGACUUCAGUCUGUUGUUGUGACAGUUGCAAAAGAACACCUUGAAGUUGGAAAGUUCUUUGACAUGAUAGAUGUUAUGAUCAAUGCGGUUUGUGCUUCUUGCAAACCAAAAGAUAUGAUUCGAGAAAGUCAAAGAGAAAAAGUGCAAGAAGCGAUCGGUAAUGGUGAAAUUGAAACUGAAAGUGGGUUAAAACAAGAGAUUUCUCAUGUAAAACCUGAAGAUAUACGUUGGGGGUCUUAUUACAAAACACUUUUGUAUUUGGUUGAUCUGUUUCCGUCUGUCGUUGAGGUGCUUGCAUAUGUAGAAGAGGUAGGUGUUAAUCCUUUCAGUCAACGUAAAGCAUAUGAUCUUCAAGUAUAUUUCCAAUCAUUUGAUUUUGUGUUUUACUUGCACUUGAUGUUGCACAUUUUGGGGGUCACAGAUUUAUUAUCACAAGCUCUUCAAAGAAGAGAUGAAGAUAUCUUGAAUGCUAUUUCAUUGGUGAAAUCAACCAAACAGUUAUUGCAAAAGUUCAAAGUUGAUGGGUUUCAUUCACUUCUGAAGAUGACCUCUUCUUUUAGUGAAAAACAUGAUAUAGAAAUGUUGAACUUGGAUGAUGAAUAUGUUAAUCCAAAAAUACCAAGACAAAAGACCAAUAUCACCUAUAGGCAUUAUUACGAGUUCCAUUGUUUUAACACAAUUGUGGAUAUGCAAAUUGAAGAGUUCGAUGAUAGAUUUAGUGGGGUAAGUUCUGAAUUGCUUAUUUGUAUGGCGGCUUUGAAUCCACGUGACUCAUUUUGUGACUUCAAUCCAUCAAAGCUACUAAGGCUGACUGAGUUGUAUCCAGAUGAUUUUAGUUGUGUGGAAAAGGUAACUCUUGAGCCUGAACUUUACCUCUACAUUGACAGCGUGCAACAAGAUGAAAGAUUUGCCAAUUUGAAAGGUAUAUCUGAUCUUGCUAGAGUGAUGGUGGAAACAAGACUACAUCUUACGUUUCCUUUGGUUUAUCGAUUAUUGAAGUUAGCAUUAGUUUUACCGGUUGCAACCGCAACAGUUGAGAGUUGUUUUUCUGCAAUAGAGCUUGUAAAGUCAGAUUUGCGUGAUCGAAUUUGUGAUGAUUUUUAUGAUUCUUGUGUAAGUUCUGCUGUAGAAGAAAAAGGAGUUGCCAAUGUUACAAACGAAGAUGUGAUGAAUCACAUUGAGAAGAUGAAAGCUCGUAUGAACGAUCUGAGAAUGUAAUUUGCUUCUUAUUUUUAAUGAUAUUGUACCUUGGUUUUAAACAUCAAUUUUUUAUAAUUAUGUUAGUUAAAUGUGUCCCAUGGUC